Molecule: messenger RNA, 5214 nt
Organism: Coregonus sp. 'balchen'
Lineage: Eukaryota; Metazoa; Chordata; Actinopteri; Salmoniformes; Salmonidae
Source: the annotation of a GenBank genome assembly
AUGGAGGUAGGUGAUAAGUAUAGAGUGUGUGUGUGUGUGUGUGUGUGUGUGUGUGUGUGUGUGUGUGUGUGUGUGUGUGUGUGUGAGAGUGUUUGUGUGUUGAUGUUAAUGCAAAUUGUAAAGCUACACACAAGUCAUUGAGUCUGUCUUGUCUGUUGUUUGGUUGGAUGCUAACAGGAAGAGCUAUAGGUGUUUGGUGACAACUAUCUGUAGUUCUGCUGGUCCAUGAUGCUGCAGGUGAGGUCAGAACAUUAUUUAUCAAAAGGUAAUAAAAUAUUAUUUUGACUUACAUAUUAUAAUACGGCAGGUUAAUGGUUCUUAGGCCGGGAUUCAGUCCGUGGAGCGCUGUGCCAUUUAAAUGUAAUUUCAGCCUUGCCUGGUUCCUCUAUAUAGUAAACACACAAACUCUGGUUGAAAACUAGAAAUGGCAGUGGACAGUGUUUAUUUUAUUUAAUACCUUGAGGUAGAAAUAUCACCUCACUUCAUCUCUCUUUUUGAGAAUUUGCAUUCUCAAAAAGAGAAAAAGCAUGAUUUUAUCAGCAACCCAGAUGAGCAGCCUGCUAUCAUUGGAACUGUUAAUCAGAUUGCACAUGUGUAACAUUGAUGUAAUCUAAGCAUGGACUUCUAUAAAGCUGGAUAUCAGUCAGUCAGUCAGUCAGUGUGUCUAUCCAUCAAACAGCUGUCUGGUUGGUUGGAUGCUGACAGGAAAAGCUAUGGGUUUUUGGGGACUACUGUCUGUAGUUCUGCUGGUCCAAGAUGCUGCAGGUGAGGUCAAGAGAAAUGUUUUUAUUAAAAGAGCAUUAAAUUGUUUUUAGCUUGCGUGGUCCACAGUACCUAUUACACUCAUCAGAUAUUGAUUGAUUAUUUUUUUACUGGUGUUUUAAUUUGAGCAUCAUUAGCCUACAUAUUUGGGCAUAUACAUUCUUUUUUUAUCUGCCUUCCACUGGAACUAAGAACUUCAAGCAGAUAUCUCUGUUUUGGCAUUAGUAAUCACUAAGAGCUCGAUUCAAUCCGUAUCGCUGAAGUUCAGCUUUAUAGCUCGAUUUAAAUGUAAAUGUAAUUUCCAAUUGAGCCGACAUAUUUAGCAUUUACCGUGGCAUGAAUGCAGUCUCUGCUAAUGCGGGAACAUUGCCUUUAAAUUUAUAUUGUAUUGUUGCGCAGCUCUUCAGCGCUACGGAUAUAUAUCACCACUAAAUAUACUGUAAAUACAUAUCACCACUAUAUAUUUUUAAAGGGAAAUCAGCAGUUGCUACAUCCAUUUAAGACUUGUUAAUUAAGUUGAUUCUUGAAGAAUAUAACUUAAUAAAUGCCUCAUGAGAACCCAAAAUAUAAGCUUGUUUUACUCCAAUGUUUUUAAACAAAGUAAAUGUAAACAAACAUUAAAUAGCCUCUUAAAAACUAUAAAUAGCAGUUUAAAACUAUAAUUGUGAUAUUAUGGAUGGUCAGCCCUUGCAUCCAGAGCUCUGUCUGUGAAUUUGAAAGUGGUUACAUUUCUCCAGCCCCAUCCCUCAGCUUUUUACCGAAAAGGGGUGGGGAGGAACGCUUUGUGGAACUUCUCAGAUUUUCUGGUGCAGUGGCACUAACUUCAGAGUUCUGAGAGGAGCAAGGUAUCAAAUGCAGACAGGGUUGGUACACGAAACAGGGUCACAGUCUGGCAUUCUCUCCACCCUCCAACACCUCCCUCUCUAGGGUCAGUUGUGCCCCAGGCUCGGAGCUCUAUCGUGGGGGGAAAGGAUGCUCCAGAGGGCAGCUGGCCGUGGAUAGCCUAUCUGAUUAUCACUGAAGACAAAGGCACCUUCAGCUGUGGCGGAUCCAUCCUCACUGAGGAGUGGGUGCUCACUGCUGCACACUGUGUUGACCCGUAAGUGUGUUUGUUUGUGUGUGAAGGAGGCUUGCAUGUUGAACUCAUGAAAGUGUCUGCUAUCAAAAUGACAUUUUUUCAGUGGUUGUAAUUUUCUUAAUGUCUCUACAAUCAGAAAACCAGUUUACAAACCAGAAUGACAUCAUUAUGAUUUCAUAGGCCAAAUUUUGCUUGCUGGAAUAGAACCAAAAGCUCUGUAUGUGGUUGUAUGAAAUAUGUCAAUGUCUUUGUAAUGUUUUUAUCCAACCUGGACUAAGGGGUACACAUAACGUAGUAAAGUAAAUCCGUCAACGUAGUAAAGUAAAUCCGUCACAUGCCAAUUAUAUGAUAUGAUACGUUUCGUAUGGUAUGUAUUAAUUUGUGGAUGUCCAUCAUCCAUUUCGUAUGAUAUAUAAAAAAUUACAAUUUGUAUGAUAUGUUACGAAUUGUAUUUCAUACAAUAUGUUACGAAUUGCAAUUUGUACAAUAUGUUACGAAUUUGCUAAAUGUAUGAUAUGUUAUAAAUUCCAAUUUGUUGUCGCAUGUGACGGAUUUACUUUACUACGUUAUGUGUACCCCUUAGUCCAGCUAGGCUGGGGGUUAGGAGUUAGGUCAAAGGGUUAAGGUUACGGUUAGCGGAAGGGUUAGCUAACAUGCUAAGUAGUAGCAAAGUAGCUAAAAAGCAGUAAGUAGUUGCAAAGUUUCUAAUUAGCUAAAAUGCUAAAUUUGUCCGUGAUAAGAUUCGAACAUGCAACCUUUGGGUUGCUAGAAAUUCACGUUAUAAAUUUGUCCGUGAUAAGAUUCGAACAUGCAACCUUUGGGUUGCUAAAAAUUGACGUUAUAUGCCUACCCAUCCACCCCGACCAACCACCCUACUUUCGUUUUUGCCUUAAGUAACCGCCUGUCUUAUGUAACCAUACCAAAAGUAACAUAUCAUACUAAUUUUGGUGUUCUGGAUUUACAUUUACUAUGUUACGGCUAGUCUAUGAGACCAGGCUGUUUUAUCUGUGUUUGUGUGUAUUAGGAAUAACAACCCUAUUCCAGACCUUUCCUACGUUCGUCUGGGGAUACACAGCCUGAAUAAGCCAUCAGUGUUUCGUCGACCCAUCUCACGCAUCGUCAGUCACCCACAGUACAAGAAACAGCGUUCGGAACUGCUGCACGACAUCGCCUUGGUGAAGCUGAGUAUAAAGGUGUCCUUCUCCUCCCUGGUGGAGCCCAUGUCCCUGCCCAAACCGAGUGAUGCCUUCGGCCCGAAGUCGGAGUGCUGGAUCGCUGGCUGGGGCAAUGUCGGGAACGAUGGUGAGCAAAACACACAGCAACACCAAUAUACAAACACUCACAGUGCCAGGUUCUAAAGCAUAGCUUUGGUUGGUUUUGUCUUGAUUGAAUGUCAGCAUUCAAUUCUGAGGGCGACAUUUUAGUAGUGCAAAAGUAUUGUGCAAAGUGCAACAUUUAACACAAACCUCAUUAUAAACCUGGUGGUUCCAGCCUUAAAUGCUGAAAAGCUGAUCGGGUAUGACCCCAAAAAUAUUUGUACUGUUCUUAUUAUGUUGGUAACCAGUUUAUAAUAGCAAUAAGGCACCUCUGGGGUGUGGGGUAUGGCUAAUAUACCACAUCUAACGGCUGUAUCCUGGCACUCUGUGUUGCUUCAUGCUUAAGAACAGCCCUUGGCCCUGGUAUAUUGGCCAAUAACCACACCCCCUUCUGCUUUAUUGCUUAAUUAUAAUCUGGCAGUGUGAUCUAUAAACUUUUAUUUACUCAGGGGAAACCAAUUGAGGCCAGCGUCAUAUUUUGUUUUCCUCCGUCUUCUGUUGUUUGUAGUUAGUGACUAUUUCUCUGUUAAAUUCUCUCUCCCCCACUCUAACUGCCCUGCCCGUUCACUCUCUCCCGCAACCCUCUUUCUAUCCUACAUCUUACUCCCUUCUUCUUUUCCCCUCUCUCCAGUGGAGCUGUCUGGUAAUAGGACCCUCCAGGAGCUGAGGCUGCCCAUUGUGAAGCGACGCACCUGUAAGGAAAAGUUUCCGGGCUUCACUGACAACAUGAUGUGUGCUGGCUCCCUGGAUGGAGGGAAAGACUCCUGUCAGGUGAGUUCCCUUACUGGUACGUAUACAUGUUUUAUACAAACACAGACACUCUCUCACACACACACACUAGUGAUGCGCCAGUCCCUGCGGGGCGGGCAGGUUUAGGGUCAUGAAAUAUUGUGUGGGUGAAGGGCGGGUAGGUUGAAUAAAGAGGAGAAAAAAAGAAUCCAUAACUGUAUAAUUCUUGUGCAAUUCAUAUCUAUAGGCUACAUUGAGGUUUUUCUUUCUUUCUUUUUAUCUGGCAUUAGUGCGUAAGUCUAAGCUUUAGGGCCUAACUGUACGCACGCCGACUGAAACCUGGCACAGUGGACGCUAUUCUGUUUCGAAACUGGACUUUAUGUUGUGUUAUAGCCUAUUUAUUUUCUAAGCCUAUUUUUAAUUUCACUAGAUGUUUUAUUUUAUUAAUCUGAAGGUAUAGGCUAUUAGCCCACAGAGGCAGUCGGCCUACAAGAUGUCCAUUUAUUGUUUCACAUUUUGUUUCGUUUCAGCAAAAUGAUAGGCUACUGUUCAAUAAGCCUUUUAAUAAUAAUAAUAAUAAUAAUAUGCCAUUUAGCAGACGCUUUUAUCCAAAGCGACUUACAGUCGUGCGUGCAUACAUUUUUGUGUAUGGGUGGUCCCUUUCAAAUGAAUAUGCGUAAAUUCUCAAGAAAAGCUUCAUUGUUCAAGGGCAAAGUAGCCUAAUUGUACAGUGCAUUUUCACAAAAGCAUGCCAUGCGCAAGGUGUGAUUUAUUGUUUGACUUUUUCUUCACAAAAGCAUGCGCAAGGUGUUAAUUUAGGCUAUUGUUUGACUUUUUGGUUUCAGCUAAACAUUAGUCUACGGUUCAAUAGGUCUAAAUAUUCAAUAAAUAAAUGAAGAAAUGUUGAGGAAAAACAUAGUUGUUCAAUAAAUAUUCAAGAGAGAAAAAAGGAACUGUACAGAGCAUUUUCUAUAUUUUUGGGUGCGGGGGAACAAACAGCUGACCUACAUCACUGACACACACACACUCUCUUUCUCUCUCUAUCCUUCUCUCUCACGCACACACACACACACACGUACACACAAACACUUACUUGAAUGCUGUAAAUGUAUGUUUGUGUUGUUUUUCUUUGUUUUACAGGGGGACUCUGGGGGGCCGUUGGUUUGUCGCUCAUCUGGAGAGUUUGUCCAGGCGGGAAUCGUGAGUUUUGGGCAUUCCAAAGGCUGUGGUGUGGAAGGCUUCCCUGGAGUCUACACCCGUGUGGUCCGCUACUUGGACUUCAUCCAGGAGACUAUAACCUCCGACACACAGGCUUCUGCUGAGGCCUAG